AUGGGCCGCGCAUACACCCCCGAACAGCGCGAACAGGUGCGCAGCCUGCUCGAGCUGGGUCGCGAUGAAGAGACCAUCGAGAAAGAGACCGGCGUCUCCGACCGCACCAUACGUCGGUGGAAGUUGGAGCUGGAGCGGACGGGCAGGAUAGGCAAGCCACCGGAGAGCAGAACAGGGAGACAUCGCGUCCUCAACGAUGAGAUCGAAGCGGCACUAUUCGAACAUGUUAAGAGCAAGCCGGACAUGUCCGUCGAUGAUAUGCUGUGGUGGAUCUACGACAACUACAAGAUCGUGGUCGGCACGCGAACCAUCCGUAGGGUGUUUGAGCGUAAAGGCGACAAGCUCAAGCCGGGCAAGACCAAGGGACCUAACCGUCGCAAGAGUGGAGACGGCGAGGAUGAAGACGAAGACGACGAGGAGGACGACUACGACCAGAGCAUGAAUAUGAGUGCCCAAAUGGACGACCAAGCACCGGCUCAACGCACUCCGGCCAUAGCACCCUCGGCCGCUCAGCCAACUGGCCUGGUGCUGUAUCAGUCGCCCUACGCGCCUGUGUCGGGAUCGGGAGACCUACAACUAGAGAACCAACUCCGACAGGCGAUGGAGCAGCAGACACCACAGCAGCAGCAACCGUACCCGGCUCUAAUGGAUUUCGAGGGCGACUUGCCAGACGACGCGGAGACCAUCGAGCUGCAGCUACAACAGAUCGCAUUGCAGAAGCGCGAGGUGGAGCUCAAGCUGAAGAUGCGCCGCUUGAAAGGAACGCCGGAGUCCGCUAACAGAUCAUCAACCAGCUCGCUUUACAACCCGACUGCAGCAAUACCGCCACCAUCCAAGCGCGACUCCCGCAGCAAGAAGAAGAUUGAAGAAUCUAAGCGUCGCACGGCCGAGCGUCAAGAGCGCAUGCUUCGCGAUCUCGAACGCCGCAGUCGCCGUCGUGACCAUCUUACCGCCGAGUGGGUGGAAAGCAAAGACAUCUGGCCGCUGCGCGCUCAAGGCUUGCUCGCAGACCUCAUGCACCAGUAUCAGCUGUACACGUACAGUCAAAACAACGAGGAGUUGUUUGGGUUGAUGUAUCAGCAGCUCUAUGGUCUUGUGGACCACACCAAGGGCGACUGGGACACCAACAAACACGACGAGCUGCUGAGGGAGCGCAUGAAGCGGAAGAUGGGUCAGCUGCGAGCCAAGAUGCAGAAGACUGGCGAGAUUGUCAAUCGCAACGAUGGUUCAACGGGCUUCGAGAAGGCAGUCGACUACACGGGCGAACAGGCCGGCGCAGCGUUGGGAGACGAAAGCGAGAUGGUGCAGGAUCCUGCCCUUCAUGGCGAGGAUCCGAUGCAGGUUCAACCAGGUGCUCCGAACAUGCAACCCCACGACGACCACCUUCAGUACGACCCAAUGCAUCAUGACCAGCAGAUGCACCAGGCGAACAUGCAGUACCCGGCUCCGAUGCACUUGCAGGACCACGGCCAGUACCCUUUGAUGGACCAGCACCACCAGAUGAUGCCGUAUGCUCCGAUGGGAUCGCAGCAAGGGCUGUCGCAUCAGGACGGGUUGGUGAUGUAG
Saxophila tyrrhenica is the source of this 1566-nucleotide messenger RNA. RefSeq lists its product as uncharacterized. Lineage: Eukaryota; Fungi; Ascomycota; Dothideomycetes; Mycosphaerellales; Extremaceae. The record is from RefSeq and is a predicted model, not a curated record. Bases 1 to 1566 code for a protein of 521 amino acids. The transcript has 3 exons.